GUCGAAAAGAAUCGGAAAUAACCGAAAAACGACCACGAGAAGACGAACGCUACGAGUUGCGAUUUUUUGUCCGUUCAGCAAUUUUGGGCUCUACUCGAAAAACUAUCCUAUUUUCCAAGGAUAGCACGAAAAUGUCGAGCCUUUCUGCGCGCUUAAAACAUCCAAAAAAGCAUGAACUAUCCAAAUCGCACAGUCAAGCCCAACUUUUGGCAAAUAAAUUGAGACAAGACGGAGUUUUAUCCGCUGUUGAAGAUGUUUUACAAGCUGUGGACCAAGUUGCUGCUUUACUGUCUUCAAAUUUAGGAGAUGCCCAACUUUCCUAUAAAGACAGUGUUAUCAAUUUAUGCCAACACCUAAAGGUGUAUGGCGUAUAUUUGGAAAUCCUCUACAAGGAGCAACUCGACCACGCGUUCAGGAUAUUCCGCGACAAGGCUCAGGACGACAUCCAAGUGGACAUGUUGUCGCGUCUCCACUUGCUCGAACUCAUCGAACUCAGGGCCAAGGGAUGGAAGGGCACCGACGGCAUGAACUUGUACUACAAGAAAAAGAUCAACCAGUUCGGAAAUUCACAUAUAGAUAUGUCAGAAUCGAUAUCUAGUUUGAAUGAAUCCCUGACUGCGUCGAUCACCUCCUCUCCUCCGCCAAUUUUGGGACCCGGGGAAGUACUGAAACCUUCUGGGAAGUUCGCGAAUCCUACCAGGAUUCCUGGUAAAAAAUAUUGUAAGGACGAGGUGGUGAUUAGAAAUGCUGACUCUGGAAAAGUAAUGGGUAUCAAAGGGAGACGAGUGCACAUGAUAGAGGAGUUAAGCGAAACGAUAAUAUCGUUUCAAAGAGUAAACCCGGGUGCGAAAGAAAGACUGGUCCAAAUCACGGGCGCAAAUGAAGAAAGCAUAACCCACGCCAAACAGUUGAUCGAGGACACGAUACGAAGAAACGCUUCGCCCAUUAGAGAUACGACGAUUUCGACGGGCGGGGGACCCCUGACCGGCUCCAGCUCGAGCAUCAACUCUUCGGCGUCCGACGACAGCGCUCUGCCCAGCUCUGCGCGCGCCUCUAGAGCUCUGAUGCACAGUUUGAGCACCAACGACGCCAAUUUGGGCGAGUACAAAUACACGGUGAUCGCUAACGGGUGUACCAUCAGGAUUACCGGGGAUAAUUUGGAUUUGGUCAGGACAAGCAAACUCGUACUCGACGAAUACUUUUCCGGCGAACCGAUUCACGAUGUCACGCAAUUUUACAGUUUCGACAGUUUACCGCAACCCAUUCUAUCCGAGGAGUACCCCAGCACUCCCCUGUCUCCUCCCGAAUCACUCCCGUCCCCCGAAGUCGUUCCCAACGGAGAGGCAGACGAUGCAGAUAAAGUGAGAUUGAGGAAACCUCGUCUGUCUGUGGAAGAAUUAAUGAAAAACAACAAGAAUGGGGGGGAGAAAGAAAUGGAUAAGGAGAAAGAAAAAUCUCCUCCGACGAACAAUUGUAGUAAUAUCACGUAUUCCAUCGAGUAUUUGGCGAAUUUGGCCAUGUCGCCCUAUUGCCUGUCUCGGCCACAGGAGUGGGAGCGGAUCAAAGAGGACUAUCCCGUUUUGAUGAGAAACGUCAUUGAGUAUUUCGAUGCCAAGACGUAUCUGUCGACAAGAACGACUGAACCAACCGGAGUUAUCAGCGCCAACGACAUGGAUUCCAGCGAAGUUUGACGAACGCUAAAAAUAGUACAGUCAAACCGAAACGUAAAAUUGGAAGUUUUUCAAAGAAAAAAUUCCGGUGGUUCUGAAUUUAGAAUUUAAACAAAAAUUAUAACUUCGAUUUUUCGUUAACAUAUCGAAGUUAUUUAUUAAAAAAAAAAAUGUUGAAAAGUUCAAAAAAAAAAUAAGAAAAGAAAUGAAAUGAAAAAGAAUUUGUACUUGAAAGUUAGUGGUAGAAGUUCAUUUUUAUUUUUAAAUAAUACAAUACUACAGUUUAAAAAAAUAGAUGCUUAGCGUGAUUAAGUUUUCCCAACUUAUAACUCGACUGACUUAUUUAUUAUUAUUACUGUAAUAUCAAGUUUAUGUUUCCUUGGUACAGAUUUUUGUGCAAUGCAAAAGAUCUUUUAGAGAAAAAGAUAUUUUUGCACCAAUGAUCUUGAUAUUUAUGAUUUUUUUUUGUGAUAAUCGUAGUCUCGACACAUACGAGGUUAGAUCAAAAAUUUCCAGGAUUUUUUUUAUUUGAUUUUAAUUAUUUACCAUCACAAAUAUUUGUGAAAUAUUUUUUAUUAAAAUACUCGCGGAACGUUUUAAAUUUCGCAAAAACCGAUUUACGAACGAUUCAUCGUUUUCAAUAAUUUUUCAUUGUUUCUCCAAACAUCGAGUUAUUUUUUUUAUCGAAUUUCUUCACCUAAACUGCCUAUAAUGUUCAUUUACCAUUAGCGAAAGUUGAAGAUGUUCGCUGCUUUAAAAGGUAGGUAAAAGUUGACACAUCUAAUUUUUUUUGACGAUUCAUUGACGUUUUCCUGGUUUUUCCACAAAUAGUUUUGUCGAAUUGCUUCAGGGUUUGUACAUUUAUUAAAACAAUUUUGUA
Messenger RNA from Psylliodes chrysocephalus, 2550 nucleotides. The record is from the annotation of a GenBank genome assembly. NCBI's taxonomy places the organism in Eukaryota, Metazoa, Arthropoda, Insecta, Coleoptera, Chrysomelidae.